Messenger RNA from Oncorhynchus gorbuscha (pink salmon), 1235 nucleotides. RefSeq lists its product as uncharacterized. Bases 189 to 1235 code for a protein of 348 amino acids. The transcript is spliced from 6 exons. Lineage: Eukaryota; Metazoa; Chordata; Actinopteri; Salmoniformes; Salmonidae. The record is from RefSeq and is a predicted model, not a curated record.
CGCGCACCUAUAGCCUAUUCUGCAAAACCAACUCGAGUUGGAGACGAGGCACAAAAAGUUAACCUUUGCCGUCGUACGCAGUGAAGGAACUUCAGCAUAGAGUAGCAUAAGCUAUCGAGGAAGCAUUAAUAACAAAUAUAGUUGCUAUCAUCACCAUGUGACGUUUGCGACCGUUUUUAUCCUGGAGUAUGACAGAUACAAUGUCUAGACUGUCCUCGGUUGCUUCUCUUCGACUACCAGCCAUUCAGCACCCGUUAUCAAGACUCAUAGACCCAGAAACCCUCUCUCUCAGAGGCUACUCCAGAGAUUACGCUGGGAGUGACGAAGUUGUACCGCCGCUGUUGCGGGAUGGGGACCUCGACUUUGUUUUCCGAGGUCAAAACACAAGAAGGGCCACAGGUUAUCCUUAUGACAAGGCUCCGCCGAAGCAGAGCGGUUUCAGCCUGGUCUCGCAGCCAAUCCCCGAAGGAGUCGAAGUCUCAGUAGCCCUUGAUCCGGUUAAACUACGGCUGCCCAUCUUUGGUCAGCGGGUGGCACCAGAGAGCAGGGGGAGCCGAGUCACCAGCCUAACCAGUACCAUUAAAACCAGCAUCACCAGCCAAACCAAUACCAGCAGAACCAGUAUCCUUACCAGAACUACUACCGCAGCCUCCUGCCAUGAGGCCCAGCUCAGGAUCCAAGUGGACCAGCUUGAGCACGAGCUAAGGCAGAACAUUCAGUUGUUAGGACACUUGAACCUUCAACGAAUGUUCAAGAACAACCAUCCGGACGGAAAAGCACUGGCCAACAGAGAUGUGUUGCUGAUGAUCCUCACCAAGUUUCUGGGCCGAUUCAUCACACUGCAGCAGUACAGCCAGUUGCUGCUCCGACUGCAUUUGUCGAAGAAGGCAGCCAUUAGCUUUGAGGAGCUGUGGGAGGCCAUAAGAGAGUCUGGAGCAGGUGGACCAGCCACUUGGUUUAACCCCACCCAGGAUCCCAGCACAGCCCCUCCCCUUUCUCCAGCUAAAGUCACAGCCUCUCAGACCCUAUCCCUAUUGCGGGGACAGGCCCAGAACAGGUUCCUGGAGGUCAUAGAGUCACGUCCCACAGAGCUCGGCCUACAGAGGAUCAGUUUGAUUGUAGCUCCAGAGCUGAAGAGAUGUCUUGCACAGUUGGGCCUCAACUUAGAGGACCGGGAGUUUGAGAAGCUUUGGAAGAAGUGUGUUUCCCCCCUCAAAAUCUCUAUAUAUAUAUAG